GCCCAUUUACCAUCUCAUGCUCAGCAUUUUGGAAGAAGAGGCCCCAAAAAGCAUUAGAACCGGAUUCUCACUGAACUAGGAGUAAUAAUAAAGAGUAGAAGAUGAUCAUCACGGUCAAGACCUUACAACAGAAGACUUUUAAGAUAGAGAUAGAGGAAUCAGCCUCGGUUUUAGAUUUGAAAAAGGCAAUAGAGGCGAACCAAGGAGAAGCAUUCCCAGCUGCAGGCCAGAAAUUAAUAUAUUCAGGUAAAAUUUUAAAUGAUUCCCAGCCGCUAUCAGACUACAGUAUCCAGGAGUCGAAUUUUGUCGUUGUCAUGGUGAGCAAGAUAAAACCACCUCCUGCUCCGACGCCAAAACCACAAGAAACUUCCAGCACCUCUAGCAGUAGUACCCCAUCCACAAGUGGUGCUACGCCCCAACCAUCGUCCAGUGCAACAGCUCCAACUACCACUAGCGCCCCAAGUGGUACAACUGGUACUGAGUCCACUGAUGCCGGAGCUGGUGGGGGACAGACGAGCUCAACGGCCUCCUCAUCCUCAGAAUUUGACCAAGCCUUGUCGACACUAGGUAUGUCACAUGACACCAUCACAU
Amphimedon queenslandica is the source of this 591-nucleotide messenger RNA. Its product is annotated as UV excision repair protein RAD23 homolog A-like. The annotation marks the transcript as partial. The transcript is spliced from 5 exons. Gene Ontology annotation, cellular component: cytosol; nucleoplasm. The record is from RefSeq and is a predicted model, not a curated record. Gene Ontology annotation, biological process: proteasome-mediated ubiquitin-dependent protein catabolic process. Gene Ontology annotation, molecular function: polyubiquitin modification-dependent protein binding; ubiquitin binding; proteasome binding. NCBI's taxonomy places the organism in Eukaryota, Metazoa, Porifera, Demospongiae, Haplosclerida, Niphatidae.